AUGCGGGAAAAGGAGAUGCAAAGACUCCAAGCUGUUAUGCGGAAACAACUGGAGAAAGAAAAACGCCGGCAGGACAUGAUCCUGAUUAAGGCUGAGGAGAAUCGUAAGAAGACAUGGGAGGCGGAAAAACGCCAGCAGGACAUCAAGCUGAUUAAGGCUGAGGAGAAUUGUAAGAAGGCAGAGGAAAAAGAGCGUGUGAAGCAAGAAAAGACGGAGGAGAAGAGGCUAAACAAGGAGAGGAGCCUCCAGCUCAAACGAUUGGCGCUGGCAAAAGCAAAGGCGCUAAAGAAGCCAAACAAAGACAUGUGUUUAGCAGAUCUUAAGGUAUUCACGCACAGAGAGUCCGUACAUCAGAUGCUCUCCCAAAUCCCUGGUCUGCAAAGACACAACAGCAAAGAUGCGUUUGAUGUGGUGAAGCUGGAGAAAAACCAAGUGAGGGAGAAAACCGUGGCGAGUUGGUGUGUGGAGGAGCAGGCAAUGGAGGUGGACAUCCACCAACUGCAGCAGGUGGAGGCUCUGGAGAGGAGAGUCGUCUCUGCCGGUCUGCAGAUCAAGGGCUGGAUGCACCCUGAGCCCGAGUCAGAGAGGGAGGAUCUGGUCUAUCAAGAGGACAAUGCAGUGCGGCGGCCCAACAAUCCUCUUGAUAUAGCUGUCAUGAGGCUGGCAGAGCUGGAGAGGGGCAUUGAUCGAAGCAGUGAGGAGGAGGUGACUCCUGGGAUGAGACUGUGGCACCAAGCCCUCGGAGAAGUCCGCAGCUCGGCUCAGCUGUCGCUCUGUAUUCAGCAGCUGCAGAAAUUCAUCGACUGGGACCGCCCCGUCAUGAAAGUGCACUGCCACCGUUGUCAAGAGGGGGAUAAUGAAGAACUGCUCUUACUUUGUCACGGCUGUGAUAAAGGCUGCCACACCUACUGCCACAGGCCUAAGAUCACCACAGUCCCUGAAGGCAAAUGGUUCUGCUACAUUUGUGUGGCUAAAGAGAACGCUGAAUUACUCCGGAGUAGGAAGCUUCAGAACCGAGCAUUGGGGGGAGGGAAGCGAGGCAAGGACAAGCUUGACAGCGGUGGGUCCUGUGCCAAAAAAGCCAAACUGGCCAAAGACGAAAGAUAUUGGCUGGAAAUGUGCAGAGUUCUGCUGGCUUAGCUGGAGGCUCAUCAGGACGCGGGGCCCUUUCUCACUCCAGUCAACCUCAAAGCCAAACCCUGGUACAAGAGGAUCAUUAAGAAGCCUAUGGACUUCGCUACCAUCGGAAAAAAACUCAGCAACAACCAGUACCUUAAUUUCGAGACAUUCGUCAUGGACCUCAACCUGGUAUUUGACAACUCUUUGAAAUACGAUGAGGACGAUUCAACAAUCGGACGAGCAGGAAUAUCCAUGAAAGAAUUCUUUGCCAAACGAUGGGCUGAGCUCCUGAAGCAAAAUUAAAGCUAAAAUAUAGAAAAUCACUUUUGCUACUUUCUACUCAUCAA
Pleuronectes platessa (European plaice) is the source of this 1466-nucleotide messenger RNA. Its product is annotated as bromodomain adjacent to zinc finger domain protein 2B. Lineage: Eukaryota; Metazoa; Chordata; Actinopteri; Pleuronectiformes; Pleuronectidae. The coding region runs from base 1 to 1140 and encodes 379 amino acids. The record is from RefSeq and is a predicted model, not a curated record. The transcript has 13 exons.